Messenger RNA from Fibroporia radiculosa, 1098 nucleotides. RefSeq lists its product as uncharacterized. The record is from RefSeq and is a predicted model, not a curated record. Lineage: Eukaryota; Fungi; Basidiomycota; Agaricomycetes; Polyporales; Fibroporiaceae. The transcript is spliced from 4 exons. The coding region runs from base 1 to 1098 and encodes 365 amino acids.
AUGCCACUCCGCAUCAGCCACCAUCGUCGGGGGCGCUAUGACGACCGUGCGAAACCCUCACAGCUGUUGUCCUCGGGCGACUUUGUGAAGGGCUUAUCGGCUGGAAGGCGAAGUGUCUCUGUGGGGGGCGAAGAGGAAGGCAGCGAAGGAGUCAGGAGUGGAAUGAAGACAAUUACCGUCGCCGGGACGCUAUUGUCUGCGCGCCUGACCGCACAAACACACAAGCAGGACGAUACAAGCACUGCCAAAUCUGGCACAAGGCCCCUUCCCGGCUACACGCCUUCGCCUUCUUAUAACCAGCCGCCUCAUGCACUCUCGCAGCCAGCCCCUUCGUCUUUCGUGGCACCCGUCCUAUUUUCUUCUCCAUAUCCCGAUUGGUUGCAGGAGUUGAGCUAUCCCAUGAGCACAGAGUGCUUGCUACAGCAGCCCACUGGAUCCUACCGUGUGAAGUACCGCGGUUCAGGAGGCUGGGAUUUCGCUCUUGAGACGGAAUACCGCCCCGUCGACGUCUCCCUCGUCCUCCCCCACCAUCGCGCUCGUAAUCAGCCGCUCGAUCACCGGCUGACUAUGUACGUCGGUAGCGAGAGCGCCGAGUCCAUAAAAGUCAAAGUCUGCCGCAAUUUCCUCCCUGCCCGCAGAACCAAAUUCCGUCUCGAGGUGCACUCCUCUUCAGACGCUGACGUGACCAUCUGGCUCCCGUCCGACUUCAAGGGCCACAUUCACCGCUCGGAAAAGUGCAGACGCAUCUCGUUUUCUGCGGGCUUUACCAAUCGCAUCAUGCGCAACGCGCACCUCACACAGUCGCGCCGGCCCUCCGUCGUCUCCAUGUCGGACCACACCAUGCAUCAGUUCUCGGACAUCUACGUCUCCGACGACCCAGGCGUCUUUUCUGAGAAGGAGCACUUGUAUGGAAGCGCGGAGCAAGACGAGGUCGUCGUGCAUACCGCAGGUCAUGUCACGUUUCGCAUGUGGGACAUCCACCGUGGGGAGCCCGAGGCUCGAUGCAGAGAAGCGUGCAAGCGCGUCUUUGGUCUCGGCUGGUGUUCGAAACGAUCACAGGAGGUCGCCAUUGACUGGGAUUUCCUGCUGGAUGACUGA